UGGGAUGGGUGGGAUUUCCUGUCCGACCUGCAACUGGAGAGGAGUGGAAGUGACACGUAAAGAUUUGGGGGAGAACAAAAAAAAAAGGGCCUGCAAGUUUAGUUUUUCUCUGCGUGGAGAAUGCAAGGCUAAAUGAUGGUGUGGGUUGAGAAAGCAGCGUUUUAGCAGCGAGCUUCUUUCUGCAUUGAAGCCGAGGAAAUACAAAGCGGUGUGUGCAGUGUAUGGGUCACACUUAGCUCCUCGCUCCAUUCCCACUCUUGGAUUGGAGACUUUUUUUGUUUUGUCAACUGAAAGUUGUGCUAGAGGCACGAAUUCACAGCGAGGAGGGGUGGGUAGGAAACAAGUAAACUCCCCGGAAUGAUUCCCAGCGACUGAUCCCAGCGCUCUGAUACUCCACUCGUUCAACUGCGGGCAGGAUUGCGAGUGUGAGUGAGUGUAUGUGGGUGGGGAAAGACCCCGAACUCUUCCUAAACUGCUCGCUUUUGGACUGGGAAGACAAGGCAGACCGGGAGAAAUGGGGAGCAGCAUGUGUUCCCGGAGGCAGAAAAAGAUCUUCCAAACUUUGUUCUUCCUCACCAUCGUGUUUGGCUUCCUCUACGGUCUAUUGCUCUAUUACGAGAUGCACAGCCAGUUAAAGAAGUCGGAAAACCUGGCGUUAAAAUACCAGCAACACCAGGAGGCUUUAUCCGCCCAGUUGCAAGUUGUUUAUGAACAUCGAUCGAGAUUAGAAAAAUCAUUACAGAAGGAAAGGAAUGAACACAAAAAAGGAAAAGAAGAUUAUUUGGUUUAUAAGUUAGAAGCACAAGAAUCCUUGAACAAAGAAAAGCAGGAUUCCAACAGCCGCUUCAGCGCCCUGAGUGUGCAGCACAAAAUGCUGAAGAGUCAACAUGAGGAUCUGCGGAAACAGUACACGGACCUCCACGGGGAGCAUGUACAGCUGGGGGAGGAUCACGGGCAUGCAAUGAACCAGCACAAUCGACAAUAUCUCAACCUACAGCAGUCCAAGGAGCAGGAGAUUGCGAAACUCAAAGAGAAUAUUUACAAUCUAUUCGAAGAGAACAAGAAGCUGAGAAGGGCUCACCAGGAUGUGCAUGUUCAACUCCAGGAUGCCAAGCAACUGCACAAGAACCUGUUGGUACAGCAUGACCAGCUCCAAGUCACCUUAGAAGACCACAAAAACUCCCUCUCAGUUGCUCAGGCUCAAGUGGAAGAAUACAAACAGCUCCGGGAAACCCUCAACAAAAUGCCCAGCCUUAGACAGGGUGAACAAAAGAGUCCUUCUUUCAAUGAACAUGAUCCGCAUCCAGGAGUAGCUGACCCAAUACCAUAUCAGGAGCGGCAGGGAGAGCAUGGUCAGGUUCCUUAUAGGGCUGACGAUAAGGAGAGGGAAGGUGAACCGUCACACGUCAAGCCAAUAGUGGAAGAAGAUGACGCCCCUGAAACGAGGGGAGGUGGCGGAGAGGAGGUGGGGAGGCAACAGGCUCAACAUGAGAACUGGCACCGGAAUCCACAGCCGGCAGAGACGGAGGGCGAGCAGACGGAGGAGGAAGGGCGGGACCACCGUGAGUGGGAGCAGGAAGAUAAAGACCACACGGUGGAGCAGAGAGACACCCACAGACAACCUGAUGAGGAAGAAGACGUGGAGAGUCACCCGCCUGACGACCAGGACGUUGGGAACGAUCACACUGAGGAACACGAUCAACCCACAAAUAGCCCCAGUGAGAAGAAAUACAAGUCACCGUACGAGGAGCAGUUGGAGCAACAGCAUCUCGCGGAGUUACGGGAAGAGGAGGCACGCAGGCUGAAGGAGCGCCAGGAUGCCCUGCACCAGCAGAGACUACGGGAGUACAUGGAUCGCCAGCAACGGCUGCAGCAGGAGGAGAAGCGCAAGGAAGAGCUGGCGCGGCAGGAGCAGUUCAGGCGACAGGCGGACUUCCAUCAUGAUGGUGCAGCUGCUGAAACUGAAGAUGAACACGAUGUGCGGGAGGAGGAGGAGGAAGAGGUCGAUGAAGAAAACAAUCCACAUGAGGAAGCUGAAGAUCAAGACCCAGAGAUCGUGAACGAGCAACAUCAGACCGAGCAUGAAGCUCUCAAGCAGCAGAUUGAUGGGAAUCCUGACCAACAGGAAGACAAUGUAGAUGAACAAUACCAGGAUGAGGAAGAGGCUGAUGAGAAGGAACGGGGGGCGAAUGAACAGGAAGAGGAGCCUGUAGUUGAAGACCCCAACCAGGGAGAGGACAAAGAAGAUGAAAAUUAUGAAGAGGAGCCAGAAGAAGAGGAUGGGGAAGAGGAUAGAGAGGCCCUUGCGGUGAAGACAAACCAGCGGGCAGAAAUGUGACGUCUCUAUAAGUGACUUUAUAUUAUUUUUGUUUCAUUACCCAAUAUAAGUUGAACAAGCCAGUCUUUUAUAUAUAUACUUCCAUGCAAAUGUAUUUAAUGUGGUCGUCUAGGUUAAUUUAAAUUUGGAGAUAUUUAAAGGUAAUGAAUUAAAGACUUUUAAAUGCAAUAAAGACAUGGCAUUCAGAUGAUAUAUAAUUUA
Messenger RNA from Amblyraja radiata (thorny skate), 2539 nucleotides. It is a transcript of the gene golim4a, whose product is annotated as golgi integral membrane protein 4a. Gene Ontology annotation, cellular component: Golgi membrane; Golgi apparatus. Bases 515 to 2338 code for a protein of 607 amino acids. Lineage: Eukaryota; Metazoa; Chordata; Chondrichthyes; Rajiformes; Rajidae. The transcript has 14 exons. The record is from RefSeq and is a predicted model, not a curated record.